Molecule: messenger RNA, 1412 nt
Organism: Ochlerotatus camptorhynchus
Lineage: Eukaryota; Metazoa; Arthropoda; Insecta; Diptera; Culicidae
Exons: 4
Coding region: 2-1411 (469 amino acids)
Biological process (GO): lipid catabolic process; arachidonate secretion; phospholipid metabolic process
Molecular function (GO): phospholipid binding; calcium ion binding
Source: RefSeq, a predicted model, not a curated record
CAUGAAAGAUCGAAUAAAACAUGCACUCAACAUGAAAAAUGAAAACAACACUUUGAACGAAUACGUCCUUUCGGUGUUCAACAUUGAAAAUCUCAACCCCACAUAUGUGUUUUUGCUGCCCAGUGGUGAAAAGAAUAAAAUUCACAAAAUAAUCUAUCAGAAAAGUGACUUUCUGGAUGCUGAGUUUCCUAACGUUACAUCGCUAAAUAAAUUUAAACGGAGCUUAAAUAUUUCAAAUGAGCUAAAGGAAGCCGACUAUCCAGAUAUGGAAUUGAAAUCAUUUGCACAUAAUUCUGACAACGAAGAUGUGGAAGACAGCAUGUUAGAGAUUGUAGCAGACAACAUCCGAACUGAACGUAGUUUUAUCAAAUUCAUGGAUGAAUUGAACGAUGAUUUGGAGGAUGAACUGAAACGACAAGCACUGAAACACAAACAAAAAUUGCACAGUGGCUCAUCUUCAAAAAGGACCAACUUAUUUACGCCUUAUACAUACGUGAACACACAAACAGUUGGUUGGGAUGAUUUAGGACUUGACGGAUGGAGCGGUGGCCUGAGGGAAGUAACAAGUCAUAAGUUUGAGCAACCAGUUUUGGAAAGGCCUAAAUCAGUUCCAGUCCGUCAUGAGCCAGUUGUGAGUAUACAGGCUAGUUUCGAUCCACUGAAGUUCCUCAGGAUACCCGUUACAACAAACGCAGUGCUGCCUAGUGCUGUACCUAACACCGUAUUGAAUAGUACUUCCGAUCCGCAAAGGAACAAAAACCCCGGGUUGAUAGUGAGCAGUGAGCUGGAAGACAAAUUAGAAGAAAUCUACAACAGGACAAAGGCCAUUCCAGGGAAGCCUCCUCGUUGGCCGAUUACCAACAGCCGUGAUGCACAUCGUGACGAGGAUGUAUUCAUAGCACGUGCUAAUAACCCGUUUGGACACUCUACCAAGUGGCGCUGGAGCAACGAAAGUGACGAAAUGGAAAGAGAGUUUGAGGAAUCGGUUCAGUCGCGGGAAGGUCGCUCCAAGCGCGGAGUCUACAAUCUAUACUCGAUGAUAAAAUGUACUACUGGCUGUGAUCCGAUCAUCUACAAAGGAUAUGGCUGCUAUUGUGGAUUUCUUGGUUCCGGACAAGCUUUGGAUGGCAUUGACCGCUGUUGCAAAAUGCAUGAUUACUGUUACUCGGCGGCAAAGUGUCCGAUGUUUCUGGAGUAUUUUGUUCCAUAUCUUUGGAAGUGCUACCGCGGUCGUCCAUUAUGUGCUAUUGACCAUGGAGAGUGGGGCGGUCCGAAUUCCUGUGCUUCCCGACUGUGUCACUGUGAUUUAUCCUUAUCCAAAUGUCUAAGACGCUAUCACUGUCCGAGAAAGCGAAACGUUUGCACCACAUCACCUUUGAGGCUUCUUCAAAACCUGAUAAUGGUCUUUUGAG